Molecule: messenger RNA, 888 nt
Organism: Opisthocomus hoazin
Lineage: Eukaryota; Metazoa; Chordata; Aves; Opisthocomiformes; Opisthocomidae
Source: RefSeq, a predicted model, not a curated record
AUGGUAGGCAUGGGGCAGAAAGACAGCUACGUGGGUGACGAGGCGCAGAGCAAGAGGGGUAUCCUCACGCUCAAGUACCCCAUUGAGCACGGCAUCAUCACCAACUGGGAUGACAUGGAGAAGAUCAUGUUUGAAACCUUUAACGUCCCCGCCAUGUACGUCGCCAUCCAAGCUGUCCUCUCCCUCUACGCCUCCGGCCGCACAACCGGCAUCGUCCUCGACUCCGGGGAUGGCGUCACCCACAACGUGCCCAUCUACGAGGGCUACGCUCUGCCCCACGCCAUCAUGCGUCUCGACUUGGCCGGCCGUGACCUCACCGACUACCUCAUGAAGAUCCUCACCGAGAGGGGCUACUCCUUCGUCACCACGGCCGAGCGGGAAAUCGUGCGCGACAUCAAGGAGAAGCUCUGCUACGUGGCCCUCGACUUCGAGAACGAGAUGGCCACGGCUGCCUCCUCCUCCUCGCUGGAGAAGAGCUACGAGCUCCCCGACGGGCAGGUCAUCACCAUCGGGAACGAGCGUUUCCGCUGCCCAGAGACCCUCUUCCAACCCUCCUUUAUCGGCAUGGAGUCAGCCGGCAUCCACGAGACGACCUACAAUUCCAUCAUGAAGUGCGACAUCGACAUCCGCAAGGACCUCUACGCCAACAACGUGUUGUCCGGCGGCACCACCAUGUACCCCGGCAUCGCCGACCGCAUGCAGAAGGAAAUCACGGCGCUGGCUCCCAGCACCAUGAAGAUCAAAAUCAUCGCCCCGCCGGAGCGGAAGUACUCGGUGUGGAUCGGCGGCUCCAUCCUGGCGUCCCUCUCCACCUUCCAGCAGAUGUGGAUCAGCAAACCCGAGUACGACGAGGCCGGACCCUCCAUCGUCCACCGAAAAUGCUUCUAA